AUGGUACAAAAGCUGCCAGAAACACCGAUAAAGCGUGAACGAAACGAGGAACAUAUUCCCUGCAUCGACGGUGAAGGAGUUUACCGUAAGACGCUGCCCGUACCGCCGCUAACCCAUCCUUCAAAACGCUGGUCCGAUUCGUUACCACCCAAUGAGCGUGUUUUCUAUCAUCAAACGUUAAGUUCAGCAAGACGCGCGGCACACUUCGUCAAUCAUGGAAACAUUCCCGUAGAUUCGCUGGAUAUAACACUUGCCGCUCAGUACAACCAUUCGGAUGAUUUGUUCCUCGGCAAGAACGAUGUCGUACUGCAGGACGAAACGCUGGGCCGAAGCACCUUCCGGCGGUUGCGGAAUACGCGCGAUUUAAGUCCCGAGAAGAUUAUCCCAUUGAAGCACCCGCUGCUGAUUGGAGGAUUGAGAGAAAAGGCAUCACCUAAUAGUGUCAAAUUGAUGAAUACUGGACCUCAUACACCGUUAACGAAUCCAGGCUAUUCCCGUCAGUCGGGAGAUGGAAAUUUCUUCAAUUAUUAA
This is a messenger RNA of Anopheles marshallii, 531 nucleotides long. RefSeq names its product cilia- and flagella-associated protein 276. The transcript is spliced from 2 exons. The coding region runs from base 1 to 531 and encodes 176 amino acids. The record is from RefSeq and is a predicted model, not a curated record. Lineage: Eukaryota; Metazoa; Arthropoda; Insecta; Diptera; Culicidae.